AUGAUCCGCCAAAAAUGGCUUCCCCAUACCAGGGCCAUAUUCGCCGCCCAGAAAAGAUGUCUUUCUUCUCCAAGCUCCGGAUUUCCCCGCUUCGUCAAAAACGAUGAGAGCUGGGGAGAUCUGAAGGAGAAGCUCAACUCGUCUCUGGCCAGAGCCAGUCCUGGUGGGAUCCUGAAGCCAAAGCCAGUAACUCGCACUCCAUUGAAGGAAGCAAUGGCUGAGGACCUUGGUUCCCGACAAAUGCUCGUCAUCGAGGGUCUGCCAACGUCGCUUGUCGCUGCUGACUUCCAUCGUCUUGCGCCAGGUACCCUCGCUGGCUGGGAAAACGCCAUCACUCAUGUCCACCAAGAACGCGAUCCCUGGACGAUGGAACCACUAGGCACAUACUCCAUAACCUUCCCCUCCAGCGGCGCCGCCGAGAUCUACCGCGACAGAGUCGAACGUAUCCUCCGCCUCGCCCAAGCAAAGAUGAGAGACGGCACAGGUCUCUGGGCCACCAACGUGAACCCGGUUCUCAUCAAUAAAAAAACCAAACCCGAAGUUGAGGUCGAGCGCUUCACACUCCUCCCGGGCUCAUACCCAUCCGCCCCUAAAAUCAAGACCAAACGGGUCAGAAAGAUGGCAUGGCAGCAAGUCAUGGAUCGAAUCGUUAAAAAGUCGUCCCAUAAAAGAAAUCCUAGCCAUGUGCUGCUUGAGCUACCGCAGGCGAGUUUCUCGGCGUCGGAGCUCAAGGCGAUCAUAAAGCAGGAUGGUAUAGAAAGUGGACACGAUUGGCAGAUGGAUGUGUUCAGUCUCAGGGAGACUAUGGACUUUGAGAAGGGGUUUCCCACAAACACCCGCCGAGUACCUUUGUAUCGAAGCAGCCCGGAGUUUCGACACAAGCUCGAUUCACGGUUUGUCCUUACCUGCGCGAAUCCUGAAGUUGCAUGGCGAUUCAUUCGUAAUUGGAAUCAGCGCAUUCUUGAAUACGACGGAGGAGACGAGGUUUUCCAACGUAACCGUGUAAAAGCAUCAUACAUUGAGACUUAG
Messenger RNA from Fusarium fujikuroi IMI 58289, 1029 nucleotides. RefSeq lists its product as uncharacterized. The coding region runs from base 1 to 1029 and encodes 342 amino acids. The record is from RefSeq and is a predicted model, not a curated record. The transcript is spliced from 2 exons. Lineage: Eukaryota; Fungi; Ascomycota; Sordariomycetes; Hypocreales; Nectriaceae.